CUGGAUCCACUUGCAGUGCAAAGACCACAAGCAAGAAGACUCCGAAGCCGGGAGUAGAAUUACCAACAUUUAUACUGGAGCUUAGAGAGAAAAAGACAAGCGAUUCUGCGGACUGUCUGCUGGAGCUCCGAUACAACCAAUUUGUCACUCCGCUAUAAGCCAGUUUCUCUGGAUAUAGCCACUAAACAAAGUUGGUAGUAAACUCUUUGGAGUUUGGUUAGAGUCACAUUAUUUUUUCUUUGCUUGUGAGAGUGGACUGCACUGGAACUUGGGAUCGACCCUCCGCGGUCGGGCUUGGACCUGGCGCAUUCUUUCCGCCGCUUCGAACGCUGCGAAAGUUUUUGGCCAGAGCGCAAGAUCUGAAGACUUCGAGCCGAGUCAGACUUUGAGAUUCACUCAGCCGCUGCUGUGACCGAGUCCAGUGACAAGACACCUGGACGACGGGACAGAGAGCCGCUGACCGGUCUUCAAGCAACACUCAUUCAGUCGAGCACCCUUUCUGAUACAAUUGACAGAUUGUCUGAAGCUCUGAAAUCAGUCCAUCAGUUCUUCAGAGGGGUUGCAAAGAUAAGUCAGAAGAUCUGAAACAAGUGCAGUAACUUGCAACAAAGAAGUCAACAAAAUAACCUGGUGUAACCAGUAACCACAGAAGCACAGAAGAGAGCAGCAGCAUCCUUGAUCUCAGCCGACACAAUGGCGUUGUCAGCUCUCACCGGCCCUUGUGUGGCCCUCCUCUUCCUCCUGUUUGGUUCGACCUCCAGCACUCCCUCUGGCCCAGCCUCUGCAACCUGUGCCACCCUUGAGCAGAGUCGUUUCUUUGGCGUAUUUUCUUCUACAACGACCUUCCCUUCCUCACCAUGCUCUUGGACCCUGCAGAACCCCGAUCCUCGCCGCUACACAGUCUACAUGAAGAUUACAAAGCCCACCGACUCCUGCGUGCCCCGCCAGAUCAGGACCUUCCAGUUCGACUCCUUCAUUGAGACCUCUCGUACCUACUUGGGCAUGGAGAGCUUCGACGAGGUGGUCCGGCUGUGCGACGCUUCAACCACUGUCACCUACCUGGAGUCAACCAAGCAGUUUCUGCAAAUCCGCAAGGUGACACCAAGGAAUGGGCUGGAGAUUGUGGCAGAGGAGAGCGAUAUUAGUGAUUUCAAGGCUGAAUUCCUGGUUGUUGGGAAGAGGAACCCAAGUAUGCCCGCCUGCCAGAUGCUGUGCCAGUGGCUGGAGAAGUGCCUGUCAAGUAGCACCCAUGAUCAUCCCUGUGGCAUCAUGAACACCCCCUGCCAGUGCUGGGAGGCCCCAAAGAGGAAACCAGGAAGCUGCUACAGGGGUGGCGUCUACGUUGAGAAAUGUGUUCCUGUUCCCAAAGAUAAUGGACGUGAUGCUGAGAUUAUCAAGGGCUGGGCUGGUUGGGGCCGCUGGUCUGCAUGCAGCCAGGAAUGUGGUGGUGGAGUCCAGGUGCGCAGCCGAACUUGCCAGCCCGAGAACGACGUGUGUGAAGGAACAGUUGAAGAAGGGCGGGCCUGCAACCCUCAGCUCUGCAUCGGCAAAGAGCGCAACAGGAGCCAGGGUUUAGGGGCCAUCAUUGGUUUGAAGAGAGACGGAACUGCUGAUUCCAACUAUGGAGUUGUUGCAACCCAAACAGAUGCUAAGAAUGAUGAGUGGACCCCUUGGAGUUCAUGUUCAGUCACCUGUGGGGAAGGCUGGCAGAGUCGUACCCGCGUCUGUGCUACUUCCUCCUUCACCACCCAGUGCAUUGGACCCCUGCGUGAGAACAGGUCCUGCAACAACACAGCCGUCUGUCCCGUUGAUGGUGCUUGGGAUGAGUGGACCCCCUGGAGCCUGUGCUCAUCCACAUGCGGCCGUGGUUACCGUGACCGUACCCGCACAUGCAAGCAGCCCCAGAACGGAGGAGAGCCUUGCCAUGGUCCUGCAAAACAAACAAAGUUCUGCAACAUUGCUGUCUGCCCUGUGGACGGAUUCUGGAACGAUUGGGCCGCCUGGAGUGCAUGCUCUGCGUCCUGCUCCAACGGCACCAUGCAGAGAACACGGGAAUGCAACGGGCCAUCCUAUGGUGGCUCUGAGUGCCACGGCAGCUGGAAAGAAACAGCCAACUGCUUCCUGAAAGAAUGUCCCGUUGACGGACGCUGGCAUUCAUGGAGCUCAUGGGGCAGCUGCAGCAAGACUUGUGGUGGAGGCAUUCAGCAGAGACAGAGAGUCUGUGAGGGGCCUUUCUUUGGUGGAGAAUCUUGCCCUGGUGAAAAGGGAGAGCAGAGGCGUUGCAGUGAGAAGAGAUGCCCUGAGCCCCAUGAGAUCUGCCCUGAGCAACACACUGGAGAUGUUGUUUGGAAGAAAACCGCAGCUGGAGAUAUGGCUGCCACUGCUUGCCCUGCUGAUGCCUCAGGUCUGAUUCUGCGCCGGUGCUCUCUGGACGCUGUAGGUCUUGCCUCCUGGGAGACUCCAACUCACAUCAAGUGUGUCUCCAAGAACUAUGAGAACAUUCAGAUGCUGUCGAGGGACUACAUCUCCAAAGCACAGAUGGGGCAGAGCGUGGAUGGGGUUGCUGAGGUGAUUUCACGUCUGAGAUUUUCCUCUGAUGAAGGGACCAAGUACAGUGGUGACCUCUUAGCCAUUAUGGAAACCCUGAAGAACACCACUCAACUGUUCAACAGCUCCAGGCAGAGACUGAGCAACGCUGAUGUUGUGAAUUACGUUCAGACCAUCAGCAACCUGCUGAAGGAGGAACAUCGUGACAAAUGGGAAGAAGUACAGCUGAUGGGUGCCAGUGUUAAAGAAUUCUUCCGCCUGGUCGAGGACUUUGUGAACAUGAUCGGUCUGCAAAUGAGCGGCUUCCAAGACGUUUAUGAAGUGACCGAGAAUUUUGUGCUGAGCAUCCACAAGCGCCCUGCGUCUGAGAUCUCCAACUUCACCUUCCCCGUGAAAGGCUGGAGGGGCAUGCUCGACUGGGUCCGGACCUCAGAGGAGAAGAUUUCUGUGUCCCGUGAUGCUUCAUCCAUUAAACAGACUGAUGGCAAUGAUGCUUUUGUGACAGGCAUCGUCCUCUACAGAAACCUUGCUUCUAUUCUGUCCUUGCAGAGUAACUCCACCCUGCUCAACUCCAAGGUGGUGUCAGUGAUUGUCAAUCCUUCAUCAACUCUCGUGUCCUCCCCAGUCGAGAUCGAGUUCCCCCACCUCCACAAUGGCACCAUAAACGAGACGUGCCUCUCAUGGGACGAGAGCGAAGCUUCCUCUCUGCUUGGCUCUUGGUCUGCUCGGAGCUGCAGAUCCGUCCCCGUUCAUUCAUUCAGAACCAAAUGCGUGUGUGACAGCCCCUCCACCUUCGCCAUUUUAGCGCGCGUCAACCUCGACUCGAUCAUGGACAAGGCACUGCUCCCAUCCGUGACUCUCAUCGUUGGCUGUGGGGUCUCCUCCCUCACCCUGCUGCUCCUCAUCAUCAUCUACGUCUCUGUGUGGAAGUACAUCCGCUCUGAGCGCUCCGUUAUCCUCAUCAAUUUCUGCCUCUCCAUUAUAUGCUCCAAUGCCCUCAUUCUUGUCGGACAAACUCAGGCUCGCAACAAGGUGGUUUGCACUCUUGUGGCUGCUUUACUGCACUUCUUUUUCCUCUCCUCCUUCUGCUGGGUGCUGACAGAAGCUUGGCAGUCCUACAUGGCUGUCACUGGUCGUCUGCGCAACCGCAUUAUCCGCAAGCGCUUCUUGUGCUUAGGAUGGGGCCUUCCUGCACUGGUGGUUGCCGUGUCAGUGGGUUUCACAAAGGCUAAGGGAUAUGGCACUGUCACCUAUUGCUGGCUGUCUCUUGAAGGCGGACUCCUCUACUCGUUCGUUGGCCCUGCUGCAGCUGUUGUUUUGGUGAAUAUGGUCAUUGGUAUUCUGGUCUUCAACAAGCUGGUAUCCAAGGACGGCAUCACCGAUGUGAAGCUGAAGGAGAGAGCUGGUGCAUCACUGUGGAGCUCCUGCGUGGUUCUGCCUCUCUUGGCCCUCACCUGGAUGUCCGCUGUCCUGGCCAUCACCGACCGCCGCUCAGCCCUUUUCCAGAUCCUCUUUGCCGUGUUCGACUCUCUGGAGGGCUUCAUCAUUGUGAUGGUUCACUGCAUUCUGCGUAGAGAGGUUCAAGAAGCUGUAAAGUGCAGAGUAGUGGAUCGCAAGGACGAUGGCAAUGGAGACUCUGGCAGUUCCCAUCACAAUGGCCACACCCAGCAUAUGCAGUCUGAAAACGAAAAGGAUGGAGAUUCAAGCAGACAAGGAAUGAAAAGCUCCUCCGAAGAGAAGAUGCCUCCUCCUCAGAUGCCUCUUCCCAUGGGCUCCAACUUCCACACCCUGCCAUCCAACCCCAGUAAGAGCCACAUGCAGGCCGUUCCUGAAUAUUCCAGCCACACACUCACCCUGAAGAGAGAGAAGAGCAGGCUGGCGGGUGGAGUUGACCCAACCUGCGGGAAACCUGUGUACGUGUGCGAGGGAGAGAUCUUCAAGCAGCUAGAUGCCGAUCUCGCUCGGGCUCAGGUGGAGGGCAGCAUGUCUGAUGGCAGCGGCUAUGUCCUCAUGCCCAACACUACCUCCACCCUGAGGUCCAAGCCCAAAGAUGAUGCAACAAAAUACAACAUCAGCGUGGACCAGCUGCCACAGGCCAGACUGAUGCACCUUGGUGGGCCCUUUGCUGAGCCCCAGGCUGCCUUUGGGAUCAAGACAAUUCCUUGUGACCAGGUCAGCGUGUCGUAUUCAGAGAGAGACUCGCCCAUCCAGAACAUCCACAACAUGUCCAGUGAGUCUCACAUCACCCACAGUAGCCUGGAGAACACCUUCGAGUCUAUGAACUCCAUGAUGUCCAAGAGUGAAACCAUCUCCACGCUCUCCAUGAGCUCCUUGGAGAGACAGAAAUCCCGAUAUGCUGAGUUGGACUUUGAGAAAAUUAUGCACACAAAGAAACGGCACCAGAACAUGUUCCAGGACCUAAACAGGAAGCUACAUCAUGCUGAGAAAGAUAGAGAGUCACCUGCUUCUGACAGCAAGUCUGUGAGAUGGAGUGUGUCUUCUGGUGGAAGUGACAAAACGAACCACAGCGACAAACAGCAGGCACCACUGGAGAGACCAUGGGAGGGAGUCCGGGGAAUACCACAGUCACCUCCAGCAUGGGUGCGCAAAGACAUGGAGCCCCUAGCUGCCUCGCCUCUGGAGCUGCACUCUGUGGAUUGGGAGAAAACCGGCACCACUAUUCCUUUAGUGGGGCAGGACAUUAUCGAUCUGCAGACAGAGGUCUGAGGGAAGGAGGGGGUCUGGCAAAGCCACCUGAUUUCACCUCAGUCACCUUUUUGGUUUGGGAAAGUAAUCCUUUAUGGAUAGAGUAGGGGAUACCAAGAAAGGGGGAAAGUGAGAGAGUAGGCCCCAGAAUCAGUGUCUUCAAAGCCUUAUCCAGAGCAGGAAAUAACAGAGGGCGAGAUGGAGGAGUGACGGUGAAGAUGGGAUGUUUAAUGUAGCUUCUCUGUGUGGACCUCACUCUUGUCACAGUGCUCUGAAAGGCAUAGGGGUUAGUGGAAUGAACAGUGAUCUCCUUGGAUCCGGACCGGUUCCAUUAGGCUUCACCGGGAGUUCCGUGAACCCUUUCGCCUGGGUUUCAGAAGAUGUGGUCAACAUGUCUGUGCUUCUUUUUCCUUCAACUCAACUUUGAAGAAAAAUCUAAUGAUACUGAAACAGUGCAUCCUCCCCGUUUCCCGGAAGGAAUGACUGCAAAACUUUCGGCUGCUUCUCGGCCAGCCAGGUUCCAAAUUAGGACAAGGCAUGAGAGCAAACGGACCAGUUUCAUGUUUGGAGUCCAACACUCGGGCACAUUGUGUGAUGGGCACACACAUUUUAGCUUCACGCCGUUGGUUAUUUAUUCAUUUAUUUUUCAGUUUUUAAGUUUUUGUGUUUAUUUGUACUGAUUCGUACCAGAAACUGCUACAACAGAACUGAAUAUGCUGAUAUUGUUUCUCUCUCUGCUGUUUUCCAUCAGGAUUUUUAGUGCUCCAAUGAUUACCGUCAGUGUUCAGUCUAUUAUUGUUGUUGUCCCUUUUCAAUUCAUUUGAAUUUCUAUUCACCUUAUGACUGUCAGGCACAAGUUUUAUUAUUUUUUGUUCUUUUACAUAACAAUUAUAUCGGCUCCAAGAGAAAAAAAAAGGAUCCAGUUCAUCUGAAAUGUGUUCUAAGCCCAUAUGGACUGCAUCGGGACAAACAUAGUGAGUGGUGAUGGAGGUAGUGGUUCAAUACCCAACAUGUCCUGGUUUCUCCAGCAUUCUGCUUCUAUACUAAACACCAGCACCAGGACGAACACAGACUCUCACACAGGAAGAGCAGUGCACUCUGGGAAAUGCUGUGUGGAAAUGUGAGGAGGUGGUGGUGGACAACGCGCCUCCUCCUCUCAGCUGGCACAAGAGGCAGGCUCUUCCAUGUCGCAUAUAUAUGGAUUCAAGAGGGUCAGUGAGACCUCUCAUCAUCGCCCUUUUGUUUCUCAGCCUUGCAGGACUCUCGGAGCAGGCAGAGGCUCCUGGCACUAAUACGACUUCCUGCCCAGUGCCAGGUCCUCAAGACUUCAACACAUUUGUGUUUUUAGCCAUCAGUGUGAAAUAGUGCAAUAUGAUGGGAUGCUUGAUGCUCAAGCAAGACUGAUAUUGUGAUUUAGGCAGGAGUUUUUUCUUACCAAUGUUUCAAAACUUUUAUACCAUUUUCCUCACAUUUACAGAGCAUAUAGAUGCUUUAUGAGAAUAGUGUUUAACAAAUCUGUUAUAGUAAUUCAAGGAAUUUAUUUGCUAGAGAUUUGUUAGCACAACACUCCAUAUUUGGAGCUGUGACAGAUAGAUAAUUGUACUUCUAUAAAGUCAACAUUAUAUUGAGUGAAUGAUAGCCUAUGAAUAUCUCUAAACUGUGCUUCGGGAUAUCUGUAAUUACUCUCCGCUGUGUAGCGAGGAGUAAAUGAACCUCAUGUCUUCUGUAACAGUGCAUUUUUGAUACCUUUGUCAGUACCUGGACAGUAUUUAUUACCAGCUAAUUGCCCUGUCCCUCCAAAUGCGUCUGUCUUUCCCACAGUCUGAGUCAUACCUCGAGUUACUCGUGUUGAAUACCCAUUUGUAUCUUCUUGUCACGACUUUGUUUUUUAUGUUCUGUCUUUACCUUCGGUAAAUGUACAGUUUUCACAGCACAAAAUGAAUGUGAUUUAUUUCUAAUAAAAAGAUAUCUAAUAUUA
Molecule: messenger RNA, 7231 nt
Organism: Solea solea (common sole)
Lineage: Eukaryota; Metazoa; Chordata; Actinopteri; Pleuronectiformes; Soleidae
Product: adhesion G protein-coupled receptor B1-like
Exons: 32
Coding region: 694-5274 (1526 amino acids)
Biological process (GO): cell surface receptor signaling pathway; negative regulation of angiogenesis; G protein-coupled receptor signaling pathway
Cellular component (GO): plasma membrane
Molecular function (GO): G protein-coupled receptor activity
Source: RefSeq, a predicted model, not a curated record